Molecule: messenger RNA, 7320 nt
Organism: Mobula hypostoma (lesser devil ray)
Lineage: Eukaryota; Metazoa; Chordata; Chondrichthyes; Myliobatiformes; Myliobatidae
Gene: otud4
Product: OTU deubiquitinase 4
Exons: 18
Coding region: 148-3618 (1156 amino acids)
Biological process (GO): negative regulation of toll-like receptor signaling pathway; protein deubiquitination; regulation of protein K48-linked deubiquitination
Molecular function (GO): K63-linked deubiquitinase activity; cysteine-type deubiquitinase activity
Source: RefSeq, a predicted model, not a curated record
AAUGAAGGCAGUGUUGUGGGGUCUUCUACGGAGAAUAGUCGAUUUGGAUGUUUGUCUUGCAGUGCGAGGUUGACGUUCAGGUUCUCAGGGGUUUCUCCCAGUUGAUGCAACCAUGUUUCUGUUCACAACGUGAGGCUGCAGCUUGAAAUGGAGAGAGGCGGUGGCGUUGGGAAAGGCAAACGCUGCGAGGCCGCGGAGCGCGGUAGCGCCUCCAGUCCCGGCGAAGUUCAGCUGGAUGGAUUCUUAGGGAGCCAAGGUCUUUAUCGAAAGCGGAUUGCUAAGGAUGGCUCCUGCCUUUUUAGAGCUGUUGCAGAACAGGUCUUCCACACACAAUCAAAACACCUUGAAGUAAGAAGAGCUUGUGUUUCUUACCUGAGGAGGAACCGAGAACAGUUUGAAGCAUUCAUUGAAGGAUCAUUUGAUGAAUAUUUAAAGCAACUUGAAAAACCACAGGAAUGGGUUGGACAAGUAGAAAUCAGUGCUCUUUCACUCAUGUACAAGCGGGAUUUUAUAAUUUACCAGGAACCAAAUAGACCUCCUGCCCAUGUUACUGAAAAUGGUUUUCCUGACACGAUCUCACUGUGCUUUUCAAAUGGAAACCAUUAUGACAGUGUCUAUCCUAAGAAAUCUGUUGAUGCUGCGGCCCUUUGUCAAUCCAUUUUGUAUGAAAUGUUAUAUCAGGAUGUGCUUAAAGUUGAUGUUGAAGCAGUAGUAUCUUCAUUGGAUACAAACAGCAAAAUAAAUGAGGAUCAUUGUAUUUCCAGCAAUGAUUCCGAUUCUGGCACAGAAAUGGAAUUGCCUAGGGGCAACGCUGUUGAUGAAAAUGAUGUGAAUGGAUUCAAGUCCCAAUCAUGUAAUAAAGUCCGAAAGAAACAACAAAAGAAAAAUGAAAGCGCAGCCCAGAUCUCCUUCCCUGGCGAGGUCCUCCGAGCACUCAACCCAAAUAUUUACAGAAAUAUUGAGUACGAAGUUUGGCAGAAAUCGAAACAAGCACAGCAGAAAAGGGACUACUCCAUUGCUGCUGGGAUGCAGUAUGUUGUAGGGGAUAAAUGCAAGGUCUGUUUGGAUGAUGGUAAGUGCUACAAUGCACACAUUGAGAUGGUCAACCCUGACAAUGGACCGGUUGAUGUUUACAUCGAAGAACUAGGUGAAAUACAUAGCACACCUCUUCAGAACCUUAGGCCACUAACACAAGCUUCUCAAAGGGGAACCUGGAGCAGAGUUCAAGGAAAAAGAACUAAGAAGGCAUUGAAUGUCAAUUCUGAAGUUGACUUCAGGGGACUGAAGAAUUUGAGCAGUUCUGUAAGUAAGCCAAACCGCUUGCAGUCAAACUUACCGCCACGUCUACAUCAAGCAAAGGUAGCCAGACAGCAGAGCUCUACGCUGCACAGCUCAGGUCAACAACCCAAAGUGUCACCAGCAGAGUAUGUGGGGCGACUGGAGGACUUCCCGGAACUCUCCAAAAAGAAUAUUCGAAGUCUAGAAUCUGAUCAGAGGAAUGCAGAAUGUACCGGCACUAAUCCUUCAGUGAAGGCUGAACCAGGGAUGAAUGAAGCUAAAAUAUCAACUAAUAUUCACCUGCGAGUUGAGAAAUCUCUGCCUGCUUUUGAUAUCAUUCCGGAGAAGGCUCCUCACACCAAAGCGGAAAAGGUAGACCCCAAUCUUCAAUUGGAUCAGCAAACACCAUAUUCUUCUGCCUCAGCACCAGUAGCGACUCCAUCUGAAGUUCCAACAUGUUCGCCAAGUCAAUCAGCUGAAAAUUCAUCACAGACAGUCAUUCCAUCUACAACUUCAUCCGCAGUGACUCCCAGUCCAGCUGUAUCGCAGGCUCCAAUGAACUCAGUCCAGAUGAAGGCACUUAAUUCCCCUUUCCUUGGACCUAAUCUGUCACGGAUGCCGACAGCUCAGAUUCCAGGCACUUUUGAUGUAUUAUACCCUGGAUUUGCUGUGAAUGAAAGGGGCGAGUACCUCACUAAUGCACCUGUGUAUUCGUAUAACAAGAGUGGGGCAGACCUUCCGGAUGAUAAAAGCAUUCUACGCUUUUUCUACAACCUUGGUGUUAAGGCUUACAGUUUUCCAUGGUGGCCACCAUUUUCGUAUCUUUAUCCACUGAAUCAGGCUUAUUUGAAACAUUGUGGAAUGUACGCUGGGUGUCCUCCUCCGAUAUUCCAUGCAAGCCCUCAGUUCCAGGCGAUGGCUGGGCAGAUGCGGAAUGAGGAUGCUGGAGCCCCGUUGCCCAUGUCAAAUACUCAAGAAAAUCGGUCAGAUGUCAGUGAUGACACUGGCCAUUCAGUAUCUCCACAAGCAGCUGCCACACAUCUGCCUCAUGAAAGCAAAUCUGUCCCAGUCUCAUCAAACCUUUUACAAGCCCCACAAAAUUUUCAUCCUCUUUUCCCAUGCCAUUUUCCUAAUUUGAUAUUGGAUGGAACACAGCCUUCUGGAUGGGCUGCACCUCCACCCCAGAAUUUAAUUCCUCAGACUGCACACAUGCACCCUUUCAAUUUUCAUCCUAUGUACAUGAAUGUACAAGGACAUGCAUAUCCAUUACAAGUAAGUGGUGGGACCUCAGUAUGUCCAACUGAGCAGAAGGUUGGUGCACCACAUCAAUGUGCACAGAUUUCUGACAGCACUGAAAGUCUCAACUUGGAUGAAUUGGAAAAAGAGCCACUAGAAAUCAGCCAUGCAGGGAAGGGUAGGCUUUCUCAGGUUCAGUCUGAGUUUUUGAAAGAUCCUCAGCUACUUCCAGAAACUGUUGAUAAUAUCAGAGACUUGCAUCCCUCAAGUGAUAAGCAGCAGUCAGCUCCUCGUCCCCAUGAAGAAUAUGUAAAGCAACACCCAGUCCUUAAAAGAGAAAUACAGCUAGAGAAAGCAAGCAUAAUUUCUACUACUGGGCUUUCUAGUGUUGAUCCAAAGAAUAUCGAGUCACAGAAUCUUGCAAGUAAUUCGGAGAGUCUGCACACAGAGGCAAUAUCCAAAGGUGAUUUAGCUCCUCAAAGCAUUGAUAAAUCAAAAGUUGAUAGUGUAGAGCAGCAGUCUGUAGCAGUCACCUCCAGGAAUCGGAAUUCUAGGAAUAAUUAUAAGAUGCCUGGCACCUUGUGCUAUAAACCUGGGCAUUUUCACAAACGGACUUCAAGAGACACGAGUGACUACACAAAAGAUGAUAGUCCCUCAGAAAGGAAUGUACUUCGAUGUAAUCCACACAUCCAUACGCAGGAAGAAAGGGAAAUGAGUAGGAAAGAUAAACAAGGCAAGCCAUGGCCAUCAAGAGACACAAACUACUUGUAUGAUAACGACAUUGACAGGACCAGUGAAGUAGCCACAAAGGCAGAUCGAAAACCACCUACUAGAGACAGAAUUGUACAGAGAUCUGAAAUGAAUGUAGGUCUUGGUGGGCUUGAAAAUUUUCAGAUAAAAGUUGAAAACCAAAGGUACCAUAUGAGUGAGAAUAGACUUUGUGAAAGAACUUCAGCCAAUAGGAGGGAUGGUGAUGGAAGACAGUUUCAAAAUCCAACAGCUGUGGAAGACACCAGUGGUGUACCAUAUGAACGGAAGCGCAAUAGUUUUAGAAAACAGAGAUAUAAAGAGAGUGGGAAGUCUAAUAGUUACAUAAGAAAAUGAUAAUACUUUCUAUAAUUAUUAAUUUAAUACUGGCAUAACUAGAAAGAUUUUUGAAAGGAGUUAGAGUUUUCUUUUUGAACAGCAUUAGGUCCAGCACAGACAUUGUGGGCCAGAGAGCCUAUUCAUGUGCUUUACUGUGCUGGGAUCUAAAUGCCUUCAUUACAGGUUGAGACCAAUUUCCUGUUGUGCUGUGUGACUUCUGAAAUCAUUUGCCAUUUUAGUCCCACAUCCCAGCUUUUACUCUGCAAAUCAGUCUUGAGCUGAAUUGUUGUUUGAAAAGUAUAUGUAAUGUGCUUUCAUUACGUUCAGUUGUUACUCAUCUUAACCUUUAGUUUGAUUUUUUAAAAAACCCUUGUUCCUUUUGUCACAAUAUAAAUCGGUAUCCUCUUGUUACUGAUCAGUUUCCUGCAGAAAUUGCUUCCUUCCACCUCCACUAAAAAGCUUUGAAAUUUUGUAGAUUUCCUUUAUUGAAAACAAAUAUUCCACAAGGAUUUGUACUGAGGGACUUGAUGAUUAUAUAUAAAUAAAUUACCAGAUGGUUGGUGGUAAGUUUAUAAUACUGAAAGUUGAAGGCAUAUUACAGUUACAAAGCGUUAAAUUACAAAGAUCAUGUGGCAGAUGUAUUUCAACUCAAGAGAAAGGUAAUCUGUAUUGUCUGAGAAAUAGAUCGAUUUUGGGAAUGUUUAGCUUUUCUAACAAUAGGUCUGGAAUAUAAACAAUUUUAUCACAGUUGUAUGUUUUUGGCUAUAUAACGUCAGAGUUAUUUUGUGGAAUUCUAGGUGUUAGGUGUCAGGUCUCUAGCACAAGUUCACCAGUAAAUUAAGGGGUUCAAGGUUUUGGACUAAGAAAUUAGAUUAACUAUUGUAUUUGCUGGCAUAUACUUUAGAUAAUUUGAUAAUUAUAAAGUAUUGAUAGAUUGGAUGUUGGUCAAAGUGUUGAAAGUCAGACAGCAGAACAUCUAGGAUGUACAGAGUAAAGACUACAAGGAGUGAUCAGUGUGAAACUAUUUCCCACAAAAAAAGCAGUAGAUGCAAAUGCAGUUAGUACUUAAUGAUGAGCUGAGUUUCCCCUCAACAAAGGACAUUGUGUUUUCUACAAUUCAUGUUCCUUGUUUCCUAACCCUCUCUGCUCUCAAAGAAUAUUUCCAGUUCCUUCAAUAUCACUUCAUAGCUGCGAACACUCAAUAUGGGUAUUAUUCCUCUUAAACAAAUCUCCUGCGUUGUGCUGACAUCUUUCUUAGCACUGCUGUUGAGGCCUAAUCUAGUGAUACAAAAUGUUUAGCAUGCUUUGUUUCCGUGUUCCUGUUUACAGAACCAACAAUUUUAUUUUUUUGAAUGGUUUGAAAUCACUGAUAACCAAGAUGAGGCCCUUGUUGCAAGUGUCUAGAGAGGUACUUGCAGUGGCCACUGAGUGUGUUUGUGGUCUUCUGCUGCUGUCGCCCAUUCACUUCAAAACUUGAUGUGUUGUGUGUUCAGAGGUGCUGUUCUGCACACCACUGUUGUAACAUGUGUUUAUUUGAGUUAUGGGCACCUUCCUGUCAGUUUGAACCAGGCUAGCUGUUCUCCAACCUCUCCAUUAAUAAGGCAAUUUCGCCUGCAGAACUGCUACUUGCGUCUUUCGUUUUUCACACCAUUCUCUGUAAUUUCUAGAGACGUGUGUUAGAAUCCCAGGAAAUCAGCAGCUUCUGAGAUACUCAAACCACCCCAUCUGAAAUGAACAAUCAUUUAUUUCACAGUCAAACCGACUUGGAUGAAAUUUGUUUCCCAUUCUGAGGUUUGGUCUGAACAACCACUGAAUCCCUUGACCAAAUCUGCAUGCUUUUAUGCAUUGAGUAAUUGGCUGGUUAGAUAUUUGAAUUAAUGAGCAGGUGCAUGUGGUAAAAUUGACCACUAAGUGUAAAUGGUUGAAGUAGAAUUGAAAUUAGUCAACUUGGGGAGUAUUUCAUUGUUUAAAGCAUAUCAAAAAUGCUCAGUCAUGCUGAUAAUUCUUUUACCUCAUUCUCAUGAUAAUGAUUCUACCUUACUUUAAGAUUUAUUUUGUUUUCUGCAGCUGCCAAGAAUAUGAAUGAACUUUUUUUAGACUAGAAAUAUUUCCUUUAAUGUUAAAGGGCAGUGUUAUUUUGUUUAGAUUGCAAAAUGCAGUAAUUCCUAGUAAUAUAGAGGCACAAGGAAGGGAGGAAUUCAUAUUCAAGAUAACAAAUUGAAUAGAUGUUACCUAAUUGCCUCUUUCAAAGUUUUAAGUAUAACACAAUUUUUCAGAUAGUCUCUUUAUACUACAUGAUUGUAGUUUUAGCAGAAUUUUGUUGACACCUGUUCACUGUAACUGCAACAGUGAUUGCUUUGGUACAGUUUUACCAUUUGGUUUUUUAGCAUUUCACUCCUACAUUCCUUUACAAAAAUGUGAAUCUUUGGAAAUGCUGGGGAGAUAUUAUUUUCCUUCUUGGUGGAGGUUCAAAGGACACCUGCAACACCACUUACUGUCUUUGAGUACUGCCUUGUGCCUUUUCAUUAGGAUGCCAAUAUCUACCUCAGAACUGCUUGAUGUUGCUUAUGAUUAUCAUUACUCACAAACACUAUGGUAUUCCAUUCGUAUCUGAAUAUGACCUCCCAGGCUGAAAAAUUUAAGUACAUUUUUAUAUACAAAAUGUAAAUUACUAGUGGUAGCUGUAGUCCAAUUAGAAAGACAAAAAUGACAUUAAAUGUGUAUUAAAUUUUUAAGAAAAUAGGCAUAUGUUCCUUUUAAAUGUGGCAUGUCUUAGUCUCUGUAUCAAGAUUGUAAGCAUUUAGGUAGUAAGUCAUUUGUUGUGAAAUGUCCUCUGGCAUUUUUAAAACCAUAGAUUUAAAAUUUCAAAGUAUCUAUGUAUUUUUAUUAUUGGCCUUCAAAUGUCCCACCACUGAUGAACUGACCAUUGGUUCAGCCAGCCUCAUGGUUUGGCCCAACAUAUCCUUGCUAUCCAGCCCCAUGAUCUCAAAAUUAUAACCAAAAUGUUAGCAGCACAAUAAAAUCAUCUGAACAAUUGCAUCUGGAUUUUUGGAGAAGACUUCUCAGCUGUGGCAGACCCUUGUGCUGCUUCAUCCUAUACAGUUACGCCCAAUUUGUAUGUAUUCGAUUUUCAUGUUUUAAUUAACUGUACCCUAAGAGCCUGACUAAAAAUUUCCUUUUGUAUUUUUAAUUAGUCUAUAACUGUAGAAGGACACUACAGUAAACAUUCUAUUUUAAUAAAAGAUGACAAUAUUAACUUUGCAGGGAUUAUAUUGCACUUGUGCUACUUAAAUGUGGUUAUGAAAAUAUUUGUAAUGCAUUGAUGAGAAACUUACUUAUGGACACAACAGCAUAGACUUGUGGACAGACAAUAUUAAUGAUUUAUUUCAAUUUGAUGAACAUUUGUAAACAAAAAUGCUGACAAACUUGUAAUAGAUGUAAAUUGAUCCAUGUGUUUGUUGGAUUGUUUUUCAUUUUGAAAUGUGGUGUUAGCUGCAUUCUGCUAAAACAUAUUGCAGGUUUUACCAUGCAAACAGGAAUGUAAUAUAAUCCAGACUGGACUUUUUAGUUUGCAAAUUUCAUUGAGCCAUAUUUUUGAUGGGCAUUUCCUAUUGAUUAUGGAAAUCUGCCUCAUUUUGUAUUCCAAGAUGGUUGAAUUUGUAAAGAGUGUCUUGCAUUAAUAAAAUAACUGUCUUGCAUUGCAAUACUUCUCUUAAUUUU